AUGGCUGGGGAGGAUGGCCGUGAGCGCAGCCGAUCGCCUUCGUCGCGGUGCGCCUUUUGGCAAGCGCAGCUGGAGGCCAUCUACACGCGCCGGAACCCAGCGAAGCUGGUCACCAUCCCGGAGCUUUUGAAGAAGUUCGACGGGCAGGAGGCCGUUCUGUACACGAAAGUUUGUCACAAGUAUGACCUCAACCCAACGAAGUUCCACACCGAGCCAGAUGCUUGGCUCGAGUAUGACUUGACCGUCAACCACGGUCCGUCGGCGGCUGCCCGUUCCCCGCCCUUGAACGCUGCGCCAUUGGAUGUCACCGUGGUCACGCCUGCAGGUGCCACUGCGGAAAUCACCGGUCUACUGGCCACACAGACUGCUCCAGACCAAGCUUUACGGGAUCAGCUCUGGUAG
Molecule: messenger RNA, 402 nt
Organism: Symbiodinium sp. CCMP2592
Lineage: Eukaryota; Dinophyceae; Suessiales; Symbiodiniaceae
Source: the annotation of a GenBank genome assembly